Molecule: messenger RNA, 4944 nt
Organism: Cimex lectularius (bed bug)
Lineage: Eukaryota; Metazoa; Arthropoda; Insecta; Hemiptera; Cimicidae
Gene: mmd
Product: disintegrin and metalloproteinase domain-containing protein 11
Exons: 30
Coding region: 252-4172 (1306 amino acids)
Biological process (GO): membrane protein ectodomain proteolysis
Molecular function (GO): metalloendopeptidase activity
Source: RefSeq, a predicted model, not a curated record
UAUUGACUGGCCACAGACGGCGUGAGGUGUGCGUUUAGCCCAGGUCCCCCACCCCCCAAAAUCUCCAGGAGUCAAGAGAGAGAGAGAGAAAGAGAGAGAGGGAGGAAGUGCGAGAGGCGAAGAUCAAAAAGCGAUAGGUGCCAUUUCGAAAAAGCCAAAAUCGGAGAUUUUAUAAGAAGAGAGGAAUGGCCAGCCCUCUUUUCUCCAUAAAAGUCUAGAUGGCCAGACAUGACACCGGACACUGACGGACCAUGCGACUCUGGAUACUCGUUUGCACACUGCAUCUGUCUUGGCUGGACCCGAUCUCGAGGCGUAUUGCCGCUUCUCCAACAAAAAGAGAAGCUGAUUACACUCUCGAUGACUCGUUUUGGAACGAAGAAAACCCAGUGGGUAAACAGACUACAAGGACCUUUUCAUCAGAACAUACCGCAUCACCAGGUGAGGUGGAGAGGCUCCUCAGAGAAUAUAGGCAAAACCAAGAGCUCGUUAGAAACAUCGGAGCGCACUAUUACCAAAUUAUAUACCCCGUCCAACUUAGGCACCAUGAGAAGAUGGGAAUCUCCACGAGGGAGGUAGGGACAUCCAAGUUCCCACCACGCUACGCCGAGGGAGGGAACUACAAACCUGAAAGGCCCAGCAAUACUUUACGCCGGACUGGGAAACACUUUCAUAGAACGUCCUUGCUCAUUAAAGCUUUUAACCACAAGUUUAGACUGGAUCUGGAGCUCAAUACGCAACUUCUGGCGCCAAACCUGAUGCAGAAGCACUUUCUACCCAGCGGCGCUGAACAAGUAUCCAAGCAGGAAAUCGAGCACUGUUAUUACCACGGUACAGUGAAGGAUUAUCCUGGUGCCACGGCCGCCUUCCACACCUGCAACGGCGUUUCGGGUGUCAUCCACGUCGGCAACGAGACGUUUGUCAUACAUCCAUUCUAUGGAGGAGACCUUUCCAAACACCCACAUGUGAUCUUCGAGGCGAGAACGAAGGCGAACAAGGGUUGUGCCAAUUCGGGUAAUUCUGGCCGCAACAUGGACUGGUACCGGACGAGGUCACCCCAUUCCGGCCUGACAGACCAUCCCUCCAGCCGGAUAAGAAGGGAUGUGUCUGAAGCCACCAAAUACAUCGAAACCGCCCUUGUCAUAGACAAGGCGAUGUUUGAAAAACGGAAUGGGAGUACGAGGUCUGAAGUGGUCCACGACGCGAUACAAGUAGCAAACAUUGCUGAUUUGUAUUUUCGAACACUGAACACUAGGGUUUCAGUGGUGUAUAUAGAAACGUGGCAGGGAGCCAACCAAUCUCCUAUAGAUAAGACUCAAGAUAUCAGUCGCGCUUUGCUCAAUUUUAAUGAUUACACCUCUAGGAACCUAUAUCAUGUCGAUAAAGACACUGCACAGUUACUAACCGGAGAGGUUUUUCAAGGCGGAGAGGCAGGGAUGUCAGUUCCGGAGACGGUAUGCACGGCCAAAUCCGUCGGGAUUAGCGUGGACGUCAACGCGUAUGAGCUGCACCUUCUUGCCGGAACAAUGGCCCACAUGAUCGGCCACAACAUCGGCAUGGGUCACGACGGAGGACGUGAAGAAUGCGUCUGUCGGGACUGGCAUGGCUGCAUCAUGGCGCAGACGAUCGUCGGGCUGGACAACGUUCAGCCUUAUAAGUUCAGCGAGUGCAGCCGGUCGGAUUACAACAGCGCACUUAGGACUGGCCACGGUAUCUGCCUCCUGAACAAGCCCAAUGAGCUGGAAGUGAGACGGAGCUGCGGGAAUGGACUGGUCGAAGAGGGCGAAGACUGUGACUGCGGUACCAUCCAGGAGUGCCAGGAGCUCGACCCCUGCUGCGACCCGUACACCUGCAAGUUGAAAAAAGAUUCUGAAUGUGCAACUGGCCCCUGCUGCACGGAUUGCAAGCUGAAGCCAAUGGGCACGGUGUGCCGGGAGUCUAACAAUGAGUGCGACCUGCCCGAGCACUGCAACGGAGAACAGGGCCAGUGCCCACCGGAUGUACAUAAAAAGAACGGAAACCCUUGCGCAGCAGAAACCGGCUAUUGCUUCAACGGCAUCUGCCCGACCCUCGACCUGCAGUGUGGUCAGAUCUGGGGAAGCGGUGGACGAGCUGGAGACAUAGAAUGCUUUAAACAAUUCAAUUCUAAAGGCUCGUUUAGCGGCCAUUGUGGAACUGAUAGUGAGAAACAAUUCAUAAAAUGUGAUAAUGAAAAUGCUCGAUGUGGUUCGCUGCAGUGUCAGUCUGGCAGCAGCUAUCCAUUACUUGCUGGUGUAGAUCAGCUUUAUUCAAGAACUAUUAUUUCCAUGAAAGGUGUAGAGUAUGAAUGCAAGACCACAAGUGGUCCCACAGAUCAGCCGGAUAUCCCAGAUUUAGGGUUAGUGAGGGAUGGGACGCCUUGUGGCGAAAACUUGAUAUGUAUCAACCAAACUUGCACAAGUAUCUUCCCACAUAUUGACCAAGGGAGGUGCCCGAGCAAUCACAAUAACCUAGAGUGUUCUGGCCACGGUGUGUGUACGAAUGUGAAUAGAUGUUACUGUUUCCUCGGAUGGUCUGGGACCGACUGCUCCCUCCAAGUGGAAAUCAUGAUCUCACCGUCGAUUGAGCCGACGGAAUCGGCCAGUGAUAUUGCCAAGUCGAAAAGUGCCAAAAACAAUUUGGAGAGCCAGAUGAAUAAGAAAGAAACGCCCUAUGAAAAUUCUCACAGUACCAACACUGUGAUGCUGGUCGGUACAUUAAUGUCGGUGGUGGGGGGCGUUUUCAUAGUCUUUGCCCUGAGUGCCUUGUGCUACAGGUCAGUUGUUGUCCACAAAAACUUCUCUCUCUGCCUCAGGAGAUCUACAAUGCCAAAGAUUGAUGGUUCAUACUCGAAGAAGCCAUACUUCAAGGACACACCAAUAUUUAACGCUCAGAGCGACACUCCUUCUGAAGAUGUUUCAAUCGAGGCCAACAAAAUGCUUAGCUUCGGAAGCAUGCCAAGCUACAGUGGUCGAGAUUCUCAACGUGUUCACUACCGGCCAAUAAACCACAUGGGUGCAGGCGCUCCAACAAAUAGAUUUCAAGAGCAUAAAAUGCAACAAAUGAAGCGAUUGGGAGUCGGUUCAGGGAGUGAAGAUGAUCCUGGUCACUCUGGAGAAGAGGAGACCGUAUCCUUCAUUGAUCUGCCUCCCAACAAUCUGCCAAAGCUCCCUGAGAAGGGUAUCCUAAAAAAGCCUUGCCCUUAUGGCGGGGAUGAUGCCUGCCUCAAAGGGAAGUGGCUCGACGACUCCCAGAAUGAUGCUCAAGAAAUGUUGUCACAGAGUGACAACAAUCUAAAUGCUGACAUGCUAUCUGCUGGACCCAUUUCUGAGGUUGAGCGCACAUUGAAAUCUCUAAAUGGGUACCAUGAGGACAUUCUAGAAGCGCUGCGAACAGCUGCAACUCGCCACCAUACAGGAGGAUCCACCACUGCAUCAAGUGAUGACCUCUUAAGAAGGUCCCUUGCAGCAGCGGCUGCUCUAGAAUCGGGGUACAACAGGGUAAACAGUCAAGACAAGCUCUGUGAUACCAGUCAUGGAUCACAGACGCAUGUAGUGAUGGUCGAAAAUAGUUCCCCAACCCCAUCUGGCCACCACCACCAUAGAAGAACCAACCACAGAACAGACAACCAAGCAGAUGACGAAGAUGAUGAAGAUGUGCCUCCAUGUGGACCCAUACGUAUCAGAAAUUUAGAAGAUCUCAUUCGCCAACUUGAACACAAAACGACUCGGCAUAUGAGCCCUUCUGGUUCUGAGGAUAUAAGAAUGUCAGAAACAGAGGCCGAUCGUCACUACAACCGCCUCGACUCCCAAGGAGGAAGAGUGAGGGGGGACUUUAUGUACGGGAGGUAUCGCCAUGGACCAGGUUCUUCGAGCGGAUCCCAACGAGGCUACUUGCCAGAGGAGGAGGGCAUUUACGAAAGUGCUGACCAGGAUCGAGGGCCACCUCCAGACACCCCAGACAGUGAAAGUGAUGACUUUAUUCAAGCUCAACGACGACUAGUCCGAUCGGGUAGCGACGAGGAGGAGGCUGGGAGCGAAGCUGGUAGAUGUUUCUCGCCCCCGGAGUCGCCACAACGCCACGAGGAGACUCCUUCGCCCAACAAUGACCAGUCGGCACUCCUGCCCGGACCCAAAUAUCCAGAGUAUAAACACUGAUACACUGCAAGCCUCUCCGCCAUAGACCGUCCAGUACGAGUGUUCUACCCAGACAAUAUGAUGGAGGAACUACUUAAUUUUAAAUACCCACCCUCUUUGUGAACUACUGAAAAAUGCAGAAAAAUACCACUAUAUCUCUCUUAUAACAAUAAAGAAAAAUCAAUAUCCGUAUUUAUCAAGAGAUUUCAAGCUUUCAACCUGACUUUGUAUUUCUAAAAAAAUGGUAAUUGCGGAUCUUGUGAUUUCUAAACUUAUCCAACUUACCUUACAAUUUAUUUCGAAAGAAUUGUGAUCAACUAUUAAUAAUUAAUCAAUGUUGGCUAAUUUUAAUUGCCUAUCCUUUAAAGGAUAAAGGCAGCGUUAGAGAGAAUAUAAAUUUUACUGUUUGUAUGUAUCCAAUCUCUCAUCAUACACAGGUGCCCUAUCACAAGUUUGCCCUCCAACCGACUAAAUGUAGAGAACAUUUUACUAAGUACAGCAUUGACAAUUUUUACGACCAACAAUUAAUGCUCAGACCUAUAUCAUCUAGUGCAAUCAAUUCCUUUUCCAACUGGUUAAGAAAAAUUCAAAAGUAAAGUCUAAGAAGUUGGAUUUUUGACACCAUCAUUAUUAAUCUGUUCAUGUGCUGAUGUGAAUUUUUUUAUACAGGAUGUACACAGAACUUUUAAUCAGCCCUGGAAUUUCUGAAUUGAUUUUAACUUGAAUUUAAAAUUAAGCUAAUUUAUCAAUUUACAUUUACUGUGUCUUAGAAAAAUUUUUAUAAUCUUUUAUU